UAUCAAAUUGGCGUCAUAUGCUGAUAAUAACAAACGAUGUUACUAAUGCUAUAGUGUAAACGUUAUUACUUUGAUGCGUGUUUGAAAAGGUAUUCGUGAACAAAUUGUAAACCACGUACAGCUAGGAACUACUUUAUAACGCGCAAGUACUUCUGGUGGGUGUUGUUAGGCUAUCGCACAUGUUGAUUCAUAUUUCAGAAUAAUCCCUGCCUCAGUCGAAAUUGUGUGGAAGACAGCAUUGUCUGCCAAUAUUUUCAGCGUUAUCUGAAUAGUGGCAGAUAUGGCAAAACAAAUAACACAAGAGACAUUUGACGAUGUUGUCAAAGAAAACAUGGAAGACUUCGACAUGGCUGUUGAGGACGCUAUAGAAGAUGCAGUGCAGCAGUUCCAGACUCAGGGUGUUUCUCUCGACAACAUUGUAAAGGAUGGGAGUUUAUACAGUGGAGGAGGAGGAGAUGGUGUCAUCCACCCUGUCAUCAAAGCAGUACAGGAUCUGUCACUCGUAUCAGAUGAUGCGGAAGCUGAGCAGGUCACGUCGAUGCUGUCAGUUGUUCAGUCAGAGUGUGAUGUCGACUUGUCUCACAGAUGUUUGGCUGGAAGUAACGACGCCUAUCCAGUCCUUGUGAAAAUGUGUGGCAAAUACGAAGACAAUCCUGAGAUAUUAACAACAGUCUUGAAAGCAUUUUGUUCCCUUGUCAAUGGACAACCAGACUUAUUGGAUGAGCCUGGCAGUGUGAUGUUCACAGAAUAUUUAAGAAAGUUCAAAUCAAAUGCUGAUUUGUUGGAACUAGUAAUCCGUGCUGUUAGGUUAAUGUGUAUCAAGCAUGAAGGAAAUCGACAGAACUUUGUCAGCAAAGAUAUAAUUGUUAUCUUAUCAGAAUUGCUUGAUGAGUCUAAGAAGAGCCCUGGUGUUGUCAAGGAAACAUGUACAUUGUUUCGAGUGCUUACCAAUGAUGAUGAUGUUCGAGUCCCAUUCGGAAAAGCUCAUGACCAUGCCAAGAUGAUAGUGACGGAAGGCAACGCCUUGGAAAGAAUUCUCAAUAUUUGUAAAGAGUAUGAGAAUAACAGCAACAUUCAGAGUGAGCUGUUCUCAACACUAGCUCGCCUCGCUGUCCGAGACGAGUUCUGUAAUGAGGUCAAUGACCUUGGAGGUCUGAAACUGAUCUUGCAGGCAUUUGAAAAGAAUCUUAAUGAAAAGAACAUCUCUAAGCAAGCUCUUGUGGUGUUGAAGGCCCUGGCAGGAAACGACAAUGUUAAGAAGGUGAUUGUCAAGUCUGGCGGAGUGGAGUUGAUCCUUGCCGCCAUGACGAAGCACCAAGCCAAUGCUUCCAUUGCAGAAUCUGCAUGCUCAGCGCUGGCAACUGUAGUACUACGGAACCCAGGUCAUGUUGCCAAGGUGAUGGAGUGUGUCGGCUAUCAGCAGAUUGUCCAGGCCAUGAAGAUACACAAGGAUGAGCAGAUGGUUCAGAAACAAGCCUGCAUGGCUCUCCGUAACCUUGUAGCCAGAACCCGGGACAACUGCCAGAAUAUUCUGGAGCAAGGAGCGGAGGCUGUCAUCAACGAUGCACUGCAACGUCACUCGGGGCUGGAGGACGAGGCCAAGGCUGCUCUGCGUGAUCUGGGCUGUAAGGUGGAGCUGAAAGAACGCUGGAAGGGAGAGAAAGGACAAAUUGUUCACUGAUACGAAUCGUCACCUUUGGAUGGUUGUAGCUAUUUCAAUAUGGCCGAUUUAAAAUACCAAGUAUAAUCGCACAGGUUUGUUCUGUAUAGAUCAAUGUGCAUGAUCAAGAUGCAUUCUGUAUAGAUCUCUGUGCAUGAUCAACUUGUCUUAAAGCAUCACAAUCCAUUACUUCAUCAUGAAUCUUGGUGAUAGAAAAUGACACUUGACAGAUUACUUUUACAAACAUUUGCAAAUAUCUGAAUGGUGUACCUCAUAGUAUGGACCAUUUGCAUUCAUAUCAUGCAAGAUCACCAUCAUCCACAUUAGGUUGGGUUGUUUGUAUUCACAUCAUGGACAACAAAACCACAAUUUCUCGGACUCACGCAGAGAUGUUGCAUGUUAUUUCUAUAAUCCACAUCAGGGGGGAUAACAUAAACGAGAUAUAUUCCACCUCCUCUUAUUCAUUUGUGAGCAUGAUCCCUGCAUUCUGCUUUGAUUUGCUUGUUUUUCAUAUAUUCUAAGUUAAUUUUUUAUGAAUGUUAUUUAUGUUAACAUAUUAAAAAACCUUAAUGUCAA
Haliotis rufescens (red abalone) is the source of this 2236-nucleotide messenger RNA. Its product is annotated as armadillo repeat-containing protein 6-like. The transcript has 6 exons. Bases 281 to 1681 code for a protein of 466 amino acids. Gene Ontology annotation, molecular function: protein binding. Lineage: Eukaryota; Metazoa; Mollusca; Gastropoda; Lepetellida; Haliotidae. Gene Ontology annotation, biological process: hematopoietic progenitor cell differentiation. The record is from RefSeq and is a predicted model, not a curated record.